AGUAUUCAGAUAUGCUUUGCUAUAAUGACAAAUCUAGGUAACGUUGGUAUGUAGGAACUAUGACCGAUGAGCAGAACCCAUUAGCUAACUAGAACAUAAUGUAUAACACAGUGUAAUGUUUCAGAUGGACAGAUGACCAUUGCCUGAUAUAAGCGACGCCAAAACCGUGCUCCCGACGGAGGGCGAACACAUUAGACUUUAACGCAGCUUUCGUGAAGACACGACCAUUCGUCUAAUAAAGAGAAAAGCGUCCGUCCAAACAAUAAAUAAGAACAGGCGGCAUCCAGCCAACGACAGAAUGUGAUCUCUGAAUAUGUCGAGGAUGAGUGUGCAGUCACGCUAAUAAUUCCCUCUGGAGCUGUCGCACGCUGUGGAGACUGUUGUCCUGGUAACGCGUCAACUGUAUCCGGGAAUGGCGAGCUUACUGGGAGAAACUCUGUUUGAGGUCAGUGGACAAGGUCCUGCACCCAUGAAGGACUAUUUCCACUUUGCAAUAACAAAAUCUCAGGUAAUUUGGAGCUGGUGGAAGAUAUCUUUGAGAUCAGACUGCAGGAACACACCACCAGGACAACUGAGAGAAUCACAUGAAGACUUUUUAGAAGACAAUCGUCUCCAAAAUCAAGUGGGCAUGGUAUUUGGUCCUCACAUCUUGCAAUACUCCCAAAAUUUAUGCCAGGGCCACUAUGAUUACAUUGUCCGUCUCCCCAAUGCUUUACUUUUCAACAUCAUGGAACAUCUGGACCUUGAAGACAUUUCAGUCGUUUCACGCACCUGCCGUAGGUUUAAAGAGCUUUGUAACUCUGAGGAGUUCUGGGAGCAGACAGUGAGGAAGCAUUGUGACACUGUGACACCAACAGUGGAGGCUUUAGCUGAGGAGGUUGGCUGGAGGACAAUUUUCUUCACCAACAAGCUGCAGCUGCAGAUGCAGAUUAGUCGCCGGAAGCAGAAGGAGAAUCAGCCCUGCGAGGAUAAAAACGAGCCAAGUCCCUCUUCAGUACCUUUGGAGUAAACGAUUGAAAACUCUUUGCAAAGCCUUUUUUAAGUCUGAUUAAGUCUGAUUCACUCUUGCAGAUAGUGUGCACACACUGACUUUGUUGUACAACUGACAGACAGAAAUCAAAAAUGUUUUUGAGCCAAAGAACCAGUUUUAGGUGAGAUAUAUUUACGCUGCAUUUCACAAUUGUAAAACAAACUCAUAAUAGCUCAUUUUCUGGCAUAAUCAUUGCAGUCUUUGAGGUUAUUAUAAUACAUAUCCAAAGACUGAGAUUAUGCCAGCAUGUGUUUUCUCUACUUUACCAAACAUAACUUCCACAGUUCCAACAGUUCCUGUCGGAUGCCAAUUUUUGUGAAUAGAAACCUAAAAUGUAGAAAAUGUUGUUGCAAAAACAGUCCUGUUUUGUUCAUUAAAAUAAAUAGCACAUUUCA
Molecule: messenger RNA, 1425 nt
Organism: Onychostoma macrolepis
Lineage: Eukaryota; Metazoa; Chordata; Actinopteri; Cypriniformes; Cyprinidae
Gene: fbxo36b
Product: F-box protein 36b
Exons: 4
Coding region: 413-1009 (198 amino acids)
Molecular function (GO): protein binding
Source: RefSeq, a predicted model, not a curated record